AUGGAUGAAAUCAAAAAGAACUUGAAUAACAUUUCUCUUUAUGAUGUUAAGGCUUAUGUGCGUAAAGCUCAAAAUGUUGUUUUGAACUAUACAGAAAUGGAAGCUAAAGUCAGAGAAGCUACAAAUAAUGAACCUUGGGGUGCUUCCAGCACUUUGAUGCAAAAGAUCGCUGCAGGUACUUAUAACUAUAGAGAAAGAGAAGAAAUCAUUGGAAUGAUAUUCAGAAGAUUCACUGAAAAAGCUGCUAAUGAAUGGCGUCAAAUCUAUAAAGCCUUACAAUUAUUGGAAUACUUGAUCAAAAAUGGUUCAGAAAGAUUCGUUGAUGAUGCCAGAGCAAACUUAAGUCUUAUCACCAUGCUGAGAUCAUUCCAUUACAUUGACUCACAAGGUAGAGAUCAAGGUAUAAAUGUUCGUACCAAAGCCAAAAAUUUGAUUGAAUUGUUGAAUAACGAUUCAACUUUGAGAAACGAAAGAAAGAAAAGUAGAGAUAACUCAAAGAAGUUCCAAGGUGUUGCAGGUGGUGGUGCUUCUACUAUUCCUGGAGCAAGUUAUGAUGAAUAUGGAACUUACGAAGGUAGAAUCUUUGGUGAUGGUGGUGUUUAUGGUGAACGUUAUGAAGAAAAUAGAUCAGCUUCCAGAUCGGAUAAUGAUUUUGAAGAAUAUGAUGCUGGCGAAUCAACUACUAGUGCACAAAAAGUUCAUAGAAGUGCUUCUAGAACUGCUGGUGUCGCAGCUGCAAGAAGAGCAAGUAAAAACAAACCUACCCCUGCUAAACCAGCUCAAAAAGAAAUUGAUUUGUUUUCUUUUGAUGAGCCAGCUAAUCCAGCAACAACAUCCUCUAAUAACAAUGAUUUAUUUUCAUCGGGUACUAAUGGACAAUCAAAUACAGCAGCAAAUAAUGCCAAUGAUGAUGAUGACGAUGAUUUUGGUGAUUUCCAAGGAUCUUCAGCU
Messenger RNA from Hansenula anomala, 951 nucleotides. RefSeq names its product Ent3p (gene ENT3). The transcript has a single exon. Lineage: Eukaryota; Fungi; Ascomycota; Saccharomycetes; Phaffomycetales; Wickerhamomycetaceae. Gene Ontology annotation, molecular function: clathrin binding; phospholipid binding. The annotation marks the transcript as partial. The record is from RefSeq and is a predicted model, not a curated record. Gene Ontology annotation, biological process: Golgi to endosome transport; endocytosis. Gene Ontology annotation, cellular component: endosome; plasma membrane; clathrin vesicle coat.